UGCGUGCGGCCGGCGCUGCAGCGCUCCAGGCGAGAGGCCGGCGGGCGCCGCGUGGGGGACGGGACGCGGCGGUGCCGGAGCCAGGGCUGGAGCAGUCGCUGUCCGGGGCUGGGACGAGCCGCCUGCCAGGGACUGCCGCGGAGGUGGAGCGCGAGACUGUGCAAUUCAUGAGUAAGAAGCUUGCACUGGGUGUAGAUCGGCUCUGAAAAAGGAACCGGGAAUAAAAGGCACCAAUUUGAGCCUCGUCCCCCGCAGCCGAUGGCCAGGGCCGCGCCGCAGCGGGAAUGCGGGGGUCUGGGCCCGUGCCCCCCCGCACCGCGCAGUGACCGUGCGGCGCCCCGCAGGCAGCAGCACAGCCCGCCGCACCCAUCGCUGGGCAGGGGCACCCGCGAUGUUGGUGCAGCACCGCGGGGUGACCCUGCAGCGCCCUGCGGGCUGCGCCAUGGCCCGUGGCGCCCGUCGCUGCGCGGGAGCACCUGCAACGUCUGUGCACAGCGGCUGGAAGCGCCGCAGGAAGCUGCUGCGAAGGUGGCGCCAGGCUCCCGGCUGUGGUUCCUGCUGCUGCUCGUGGGCGCUGCGGCUGUGCCACGAACCAGCGCCGACUCCCACUCCUACCGGCAUCUCUACACGGCGGUGUCGGACCCCAGCCCGGACAUGGCUGUUUUCACUGCCGUGGGCUACGUGGACGAUCAGCAAAUUCUCCACUACGACAGCGAGACACGGAGACAGGAGCCGCGCGGGGACUGGGUGCAGGGUGCCGUCGACCCAAACUUCUGGGAGGGGGAAACCAUGAGCUUGCAGGGCUGGCAGGACGGAUUUAAACGAAACCUAGUCAACCUGCAGCAUCACUACAACCAGACGGGGGGGUCUCACACGCUCCAGUUCACGUACGGCUGUGAGGUCCGCGCAGACGGCAGCACUGGAGGCCACAUGCAGCUGGGCUACGACGGGGCAGACUUCAUCAGCUAUGACCUGGCAACGCGCACCUGGGUGGCAGCCCCGGCACAGGCCCAGCGCACCCAGCACACCUGGAAUGAGGAGAAGGCCGUUCUUCAGGAUGCAAGAUCCUACCUGGAGGAGACCUGCAUCGCGUGGCUGCAGCAGUACCUGCGGCACGGGGAGGCAGCGCUGCAGAGCAGGCGUCCCGUGGCACAGGUGAGCGACAGGCCGUCGUCCCGGGACGGACGCACCACCCUGUCCUGCCAGGUCCACGGCUUCUACCCCCGGGACGUGGCUGUCGUGUGGCUGAAGGACGGGCAGGCGCAGCCCCAGGAGACGUGGCGCUCGGGGGUCGUUCCCAGCGGGGACGGGACCUACCAGACCCGGGCCACCAUCGAGAUGGACCCGAGCAGCGACCACGACUACACCUGCCGCGUGGAGCACGAGAGCCUGGGGGCAGCCCUGAGAGUGGCCUGGGACAAGGGCAGGGCGGGGUACGGCCCAGGGAUGACUGUGGGUGUCGUUAUCGGUGCCAUGUUGCUGGUCGGUGCCAUGACGGGCACAGCUGGUUACUUCCUCCGGAGACGGGGAACUAAACCUGUGCGUGCCCACGAAGCCUGUGAAGCCUUGUAGCUCUCCGAGGGAGCAACACCCACUUCAACUCCUGCCUUGAAGCCCAGACUGCAGGUUCACAGAGGGAAACGCCUUGCCCGGGAGAGCCUUUCAUCUGCCCACUCACCUGCAAAAGAUAAAACAUUGUGACCAGAAGGAAACGGUUCAGUGUCCUGCUGCCCAUCAGACAGCUUGGGGACAAAGAGACUGCUCUUUUAUUGGAGCCUGACUGCACAGCACGAGCUUUUCCGACCAGGCGAUCUCACGGCGUCUUGGGCUCCGCUGUGACCUGCACAUUUUCAUUCCUACCUCCAGAGACAUUUGGCACUCUUGGAGAGAAACCCCCAGUUUUUCUUUUCUUUUUUUAGUUUAAAAAUACACUCCUCCCCUUCCCCUA
Molecule: messenger RNA, 1948 nt
Organism: Alligator mississippiensis (American alligator)
Lineage: Eukaryota; Metazoa; Chordata; Crocodylia; Alligatoridae
Product: class I histocompatibility antigen, F10 alpha chain-like
Exons: 10
Coding region: 259-1572 (437 amino acids)
Biological process (GO): immune response
Cellular component (GO): external side of plasma membrane
Source: RefSeq, a predicted model, not a curated record